UAAUUGAUUUAGGAUUUUCAUUUGUCUGUUUCUUGAAAAUGGAUAAAUUACCAAGUAUUGUCAUAGUAAGUAGUAGUAGCACAAAACCCAAAUCUAUAAUACGUUUAAUUACUAAAGAGAACCCAGAAGAACAUUCAAAUGGUAUUGUUAUUCAACCUUGGAAAUUAGAUACAAAGUAUUACGCUGCAACAGUGAACAUAAUUGGUUUGAAUGAUUGUUAUGAGAGAGAUGAAGAAUUUAAUAAUAAUGUUGAAGCAUUAAUAAUUCAUUUAGAUACUAAUAAAUCUUCAGGUUUAGAAGAUUUAAAGAAGUUUGAAAGUUUACAAAAUGAAUGUGGACCAGAGAUUAAACUAUUAAUAUCUAACUAUUGUAACAAUGAAACAAAAAUUACUAAAGCUGAUGCUAUAUCAUGGUGCUUACAAAAGGGUUAUGAGUUUAUAGAACUGUAUCCUUCAGAUCCACAAAAUUCAGGAGACAUUAUUCCAGAAAAAUUUGGAGUACAGAGAGUCAUAGAAGCAUUGCAGACACAUACAUGGCCCAACUUAAUAAUGAAAAAUACAAGAAACGUUGGAACAAACAAACUUGAAAGCACCAAACAAGAAUCAAGUAGGUUGACAGCGAGUUCUUUGCCAGAUGAACUUAUAAGUGAAGAUGAUUUUACUGAAUUAUUCUCUAAGCUGCAUAUGAUGAAAGAUAGUUUACAGUCAGUUCCAAUGAACCAGAGAAAGCAGUAUGCUGAGCAAAUGGUUACUGCUUUUUGGAAUGCAAUAGGUGGUGAUGAAGAGGAGUUAUUAGAUUUAUAAGAUUAUAUAUAAUUAUAUAAUA
Sitophilus oryzae (rice weevil) is the source of this 825-nucleotide messenger RNA. RefSeq names its product alpha- and gamma-adaptin-binding protein p34-like. The transcript is spliced from 5 exons. The record is from RefSeq and is a predicted model, not a curated record. The coding region runs from base 39 to 803 and encodes 254 amino acids. NCBI's taxonomy places the organism in Eukaryota, Metazoa, Arthropoda, Insecta, Coleoptera, Curculionidae.